CACACACACACACACACCUGCAUUCAUACCAACACCACCCCUUAUACAUUCAUCAUGGGAAAGGCUCGCAAGAAAAACAGGACCCACAAGAAGGCCGAGGAAGGAGAGAACCCGAACGCAGCAAAGGUCCCAAAGACCUUCGUCAUGCGAUCAGGAGAGGUCGGCCACUCUGUCAUGGGGCUCGUUAACGAUAUCCGUCGACUCAUGGAGCCCAACACAGCAACCAAACUCAGAGAACGUAAAAACAACCGUCUACGUGAUUUCGUCGCCGUAGCAGGACCCUUGGGCGUGACACACUUUGUGAUCCUGUCCCGGACAGAUCAUGGCACCAACCUCAGGAUCGCCCGUGUUCCGCGUGGACCUACUCUUUCAUUUCAGAUCAAAACCUACUCUCUGGCCAAGGAUAUCGCUGCUAUGCAAAAGGCACCCAAAUCACCAGGGCUUGAAUUCCAUGUGGCCCCUCUGCUGGUUCUGAACAACUUUGGUGAUUCGAACGAGAUGAAAUUGAUGAGCACAGUAUUUCAAAACAUGUUUCCCCCAAUUAAUAUCCAGACUAUGCAAUUAUCGGAAGCUCGACGUGUGGUUCUUUUGAACUACAAUAGUGAGACCAAGCAUAUCGAUUUCCGCCACUACAACGUCUCCGUCAAACCCGUCGGCAUCUCCAAAUCUAUUAAGCGUGUCAUCACCACAGAUGUUCCCGAUCUGCAGGGAUUCGAGGAUAUUUCAGAUUACGUCCUCCGCGGCGCAUUCGCUUCAGAAUCUGAUGUCGAAGAUGGUCCCGAUUCAACCGUAACGCUGGGCCAGGACUACAUCGGACGCAAUAACCGCAAGCAGGAUCAGAGAGCCAUCAAGCUUGUAGAGCUGGGUCCACGGAUGGAACUUAAACUUAUAAAGAUCCAGGCGGGUCUUUGUGAUGGCGAGGUUCUCUACCACGACUUCAUCAAGCGCUCGCCCGAGGAACUCAAGGCCCAGAAGGCCGAGCGUCAGAAGAAGAUGCAGGAGAAGGCCGCCCGCCGUAAGGAACAGGAGCUUAAUGUCGCCAAGAAGAAGGCGGAGAAGGAGGCUGCCAAGGAAGCACAUCGCAUCGCGACAGGCGGCGCACCCCGCAAAGCGGAGGAUGAGGACGAAGAUGAGGAUGAGGAAGAUAGCAAGAGCGCGAACGGGAAGAGGAAACGCAAUGAUUCUGAAGAGGGAGAAGAUCAGGACGGAGAUCAGGAGGACCACUAUAAUGACGCAUCUGACGACAAUUACUCGGAUAUGGGCGAUAUGGCUCCACAAUUCUCGGAUGAUGACGAGGAGGAUUUCUCUGUUGACGACAACGAUCAGAUGGAGGGCUUCAGCGACGAUGACCUCGAAUAAAGUUGCUUUUUGGCAUCCUGGGAUACAAUAAAAACCAUUUC
Messenger RNA from Gamsiella multidivaricata, 1400 nucleotides. RefSeq names its product Brix domain-containing protein. The record is from RefSeq and is a predicted model, not a curated record. Gene Ontology annotation, cellular component: preribosome, large subunit precursor. The transcript is spliced from 4 exons. Gene Ontology annotation, biological process: ribosomal large subunit assembly; rRNA processing. NCBI's taxonomy places the organism in Eukaryota, Fungi, Mortierellomycota, Mortierellomycetes, Mortierellales, Mortierellaceae. Gene Ontology annotation, molecular function: rRNA binding. Bases 55 to 1359 code for a protein of 434 amino acids.